Molecule: messenger RNA, 2352 nt
Organism: Melanotaenia boesemani (Boeseman's rainbowfish)
Lineage: Eukaryota; Metazoa; Chordata; Actinopteri; Atheriniformes; Melanotaeniidae
Gene: stac3
Product: SH3 and cysteine rich domain 3
Exons: 13
Coding region: 373-1374 (333 amino acids)
Biological process (GO): positive regulation of voltage-gated calcium channel activity; skeletal muscle contraction; positive regulation of protein localization to plasma membrane
Cellular component (GO): extrinsic component of cytoplasmic side of plasma membrane
Molecular function (GO): protein binding
Source: RefSeq, a predicted model, not a curated record
AGUCCUCAGCCUGCCGUGCACUUAAAUACACACAAAUUUAUAGAUAGACUAUUACAAAGAAUUUCAAAACCCUAGAAGAGUUUGGGUAACACUCAAAACCAGCAAUCAACAUAAUCAGUUGAGGAAAACAUAGAGGGACCACAAAGAAGGGACCCGACUACUUCCAAAGAUCCUGGAAGUGAGGUGAAAAUUUGGUCAGCUGCUUUGUUAGACUGAGCUAUACUGACCAUAUAGCGCUGAAUUCAUUGCCAACAGGUGAAGAACUCAGUUCAGAGAAGUUUUCCCAACACAUUGGAUUUGUAAAUUCCUCUGUGUGAUCUGUACAAAUUUGGACAAGAGGCUGGGCAGUAUUGACAUUUUCUAUAUUGGACCAUGGAUCAGGAGGAUGAUAAAAACUCAGUGGACAUCCAUGACAAUCCUCCAGCCCCUGACAAUGUAGUUAGGGAAGAGGGAGACACUGUCUACUUCAUAUAUGAGGAGGAGGUUGAGGUGGAGGAGAAGGAACCAGAAACUCCUCCAGAACCUGUUAUUCGGGUCAAUGACAAACCUCACAAGUUUAAGGACCACUACUGCAAGAAGCCCAAGUUCUGUGACGUCUGUGCUCGCAUGAUAGUUUUGAACAACAAAUUUUGUCUGAGGUGUAAAAACUGCAAGACCAACAUCCACCAUUCAUGUCAGUCCUAUGUUGAAUUCCAGAGGUGCUUUGGCAAGAUUCCACCUGGCUUUCGAAGGGCCUACAGUUCUCCCCUCUAUGGCAGUGACCAACCAGAUCCAAACAACCCAAACCGGAAUGACCCAGUCUUUGACACCCUGAGGGUUGGGGUCAUCAUGGCAAACAAGGAACGCAAGAAGAAUGAAAAUGACAAGAAAAAUAUGAUGAUGAUGAUGGAAGAAGAAGAGGAGGAGAACCAACAACCCAAAGAAAAUGAGGAGGGAGGAGAAGGGAAACCUGAUGAUAAAAAAGACAAAGGAGGUGACAAGGCAGAUGAUAAGAGUAAGGGUACUUUCACUGGGUCCCACUACUACCUGGCUCUCUACCGCUUCAAGGCUAUUGAGAAAGACGAUCUUGACUUCCACCCUGGUGAUCGGAUCAUUGUACUGGAUGACUCCAAUGAAGAGUGGUGGAGGGGAAAAAUGGGGGAGAAGACAGGAUACUUCCCCACUAACUACAUAAUAAAAGUACGUGCAUCAGAGAGAGUUUACAAGGUGACCCGCUCCUUUGUAGGGAACAGAGAAAUGGGACAAAUUACACUCAAGAAAGACCAGAUUGUGGUGAAGAAAGGAGAUGAGAAAGGGGGCUACUUGAAGGUCAGCACCGGACGCAAAUUGGGCUACUUCCCUGCUGAUCUGUUGCAGGAGAUCACUGUGACAUAAACACCAUGAUAUGCAACAAAAUUGGCUGCAACACACUUAAGAUAUAAGCAAUUGGAUACGUGUUUGUUUGACAAAUUAAUUAGAUUUUUUUAAUUACAUGCAUUGCCUGAGGAAAAUCUAGUAUUGUUGGUCUUGUGUCUGCACAGAAAAUGUUUGCUGUGUAGUUUUUGACACAGAGAUAAUGUUGAAAAAGUCUUUUAUGUUUAAUUUCAUAUCUAGGCUAUAAUAAUAACUUGGUAAGUGUUCUUUCUUGUAAUUAGCAUAGCAAUAAAAAUGGUCUAAUACUUCAAGUACUACUUGCUGAUUUUAGUUUGGAUAGAUCUGGAGGGCAGAUGAAGAAAACAUGGAGCCUAUUCAAUCAUCAUUAAGUCACUUAGUUUACUAAUAAAAGCUCAAAUAUGAUACUAAACAAACAUACCUUUAUAUUAUUUCCUGCAAAAGAAGAGGACAUGUUAAUUCUCAUAGCAGAUCAACCAUUAAUGUUCUAGCUGUAUUACUGAAAACUUUGACUUGAUGCUUAGUAAAAUAAACAAGGAGAAUCAGCAUUUAGUUUUUAUCUGGAAUAUUUGGAAUGAACUACUGGAAAACUCUGCCCCAAACCAAACUUUAAAUCAGUCCUAGAAACUCUUUUAUUUGCCAGUGCUUUUCAUUUAGAAAGUAUUUCUUUUUUCUAUAUUUUCUCGCACGUGUACGUUGAUAGUGAUGGUGAUGAUUUAUACUCCAUCAAUGUCUGUUAUUAUCAUAUGUAACCUACUAUAUGUAUUCUGUUUCUAUUUAUUUGUUUUAGUUUUUAAUUAUCUUUUAUUGUACUUUUUAAUGUUUCUUUUGCACCUUGCUUUUAAUGUAAUGCUAUUGAUGUUUUAUGUAGAACACUGAGUUGUCUUAAAUGUGCUACACAAAUAAACCUGCCUCGAGUUGCCUGAAUCUAAAAUCAUACAUGGUAUUGACUAUAAAUUAAAAUAAUAUAUUCUGACAAUA